Messenger RNA from Onychostoma macrolepis, 4606 nucleotides. Its product is annotated as NACHT, LRR and PYD domains-containing protein 12-like. The coding region runs from base 358 to 4284 and encodes 1308 amino acids. NCBI's taxonomy places the organism in Eukaryota, Metazoa, Chordata, Actinopteri, Cypriniformes, Cyprinidae. The transcript is spliced from 14 exons. The record is from RefSeq and is a predicted model, not a curated record. Gene Ontology annotation, molecular function: protein binding.
UGCUGGCAAAACGAAAGUGAAAGCAAAUUGUUUUAUAUGCAGUGUUAACACUUGAUUAAAAAAAAAAAAAAACUGAUCAUCAAACUGUUUUUAUAAUUGGCUGAUGUGGGAAUAUACAUGUACAUAAAAAACAAGGAUACUUUGAGAACUUGUCUAGUAGCUGAACAUUUUGAUCAAAGCAAGUCUUUAGCUGUGGAGCACAAAGGCACUUCCUUAUUAAUGUUUAAGUUCUGAAGAAAACGUCCCCCUCCAGAGUCCUAUAAACAUGCAGAAUUGAACGUUUCAGAACUUCUGAUCAAGACAGUUAACUGGAGAAACAUCUGCAUCAUCAUUAUUCAUGACGUGAGUUGGUGAAGGAUGAUGGCGUCUGUUAAAAAACUGCUUGUGGACUCACUGAAGGAGCUGGUAGAAGCUGACCUGAAGGACUUUCAGUGGCACUUAGUGAAUUUAUAUCAUAAGCGUAUAUCAAAGUCUGAAUUGGAAAAGGCAGAUAGACUCGACACAGUAGAUAUGAUGGUAAAAUGUUUUGGACCAGAAGAAGCUGUGAAAGUCAUGGUAGACAUCCUGAGAAAGAUGAACCAAAAUGAUCUGGCUGAACAGUUGGAGAAUGAACACAAGCAAGCUCAGACUGAGGGCAAUAUAAAGACAUCUGUCCCUGCUGGAGAGCUGCAAAAAUUCUUGAAAACUCACAAAAACAACAUGAAGAGAAAGGCAAAAUAUAUUUUUGAGGGCAACAAAGAAAAUGACACAGAUCUCAAGGCUGUUUACACAGAACUGUUCAUCACAGAGGGACAUAUGAAAGAUGUCAAUAAGGAACAUGAGAUUCUGAAGAUUGAUGAUGCUUUCAAGAACAAAAAAACACACGACAAACCAAUCAAAUGCAAUGAUAUAUUUACUGAACUGAGGAAAAACAAUGAGGAGAAGAUUGUGCUGACCAAGGGAGUCGCUGGCAUUGGAAAAACUGUCUCUGUGCACAAGUUCAUCCUGGACUGGGCAGAAGGAAACACCAAUCAGGAUAUAGACUGUGUGUUCUUGCUUCCAUUCAGAGAAAUCAACAUGAUUAAAGACAGAGAAGUCAAUCUCCAUGAGUUUCUGUUCAAAUUUUAUCCUGUAUUGAAGAAUCUGGAGAAAUCAAAGUUAUAUGAGGAAUGUAAGCUAGCAUUUAUAUUUGAUGGACUUGAUGAGAGUUCAAUGGACUUGAUGCCAUUGAAAUUUAGCAGCGAAACACUGAUCACUCUUGAGGAAAGAGCAUCUGUAGAUGUGCUGUUUACAAAUCUGGUCAAAGGUGAUCUGCUUCCAUCAGCUCUUGUCUGGGUGACCUCACGCCCAGCAGCAGCCAAUCAGAUCCCUUCACGCUGUGUGGGUUUGUUCACAGAGGUGCGAGGAUUCACUGACCAACAGAAGGAUGAGUACUUCAGAAAGAGAAUCACAGAUAAAAGUCUGGCCUCCAGAAUCAUUUCACACAUUAAGACGGCUCGUAGUCUCUAUAUCAUGUGCCACAUUCCUGUGUUCUGCUGGAUCACAGCCACAGUACUUCAGGAUAUUCUCAUUGAGAACAAUGCAGAGAACAUCAGCACAACACUCACUGAAAUGUACAUCCACUUCCUGCGGAUACAGAUGAACAUGAAGAGUCAGAAAUAUGGUGAACAACAAGAAAGAGAAUCUUCAGAGCACUUACAAUUAAAUAGAAAAAUGAUUCUGAAAUUAGCCAAGCUAGCAUUUGAACAGCUGAAGAAGGAAAACAUUGUGUUCUAUGAGGAAGAUCUGAGAGAUUGUGGUAUAAAUGUGUGUAAAGAUGCUGAGUUCACAGGAAUGAUAGCUGAGAUCUUUAAGAAGGAAGUUGGACUUUAUAAGAAAAAGGUCUUCUGCUUUGUGCAUCUGAGUGUUCAAGAGUUUCUUGCUGCAGUGCAUGUGUUCGUCUGUUACCUGAACAAGAACAAGCGAGAGCUUCAGUUUUUCUUUGAAGAUUCACAAACGACAGUCACACAAAAGCUUAAAUUCUUUUUUAGAAAAAUCAAAUUUCAUGACUUAACAAAGAGAGCAACUGAUAAAGCAAUGCAGAGUGAGAGAGGACAUCUGGACCUGUUCCUGCGGUUUCUGAUGGGAAUUUCACUGGAAUCCAGUCAAAAUCUGCUCAAAGGCCUGAUCACGCACACUAAAGACACUAGUGUGAGCAUCAGAAAAAUAAGUCCACACAUUAAACAAUUACAAAAACAGGACAUCUCAGAUGAAACUUCAGUCAACCUAUUCUACUGCUUACUUGAGCUCAAAGAUCAUUCAUUAUAUGAGGAAAUCCAGAGUUACCUCAGUUCAGAUGAACAUCCAGGAAGAGACCUCUCAUCUUCAAUGUGCACAGUGCUGACCUACAUACUGCUGAUGUCAGAGAAGGUGCUGGAUGAGUUCAACCCAAAGAGGUUCACGUCGUCAUCUUCAAACUACACAAGACUCAUUCCAGCUGUAAGAUGCUGCAGAAAAGCACUAUUUGACAGCUGUGGUUUUGAUGAAACAUGCUGUGAAACUGUGUCUUUUGCUCUACAAUCAUCAAACUCCCAUCUGACAGAGCUGGACCUGAGAAGAAAUCACCUGCAGGGUUCAGGAGUGAAGCUGAUUUAUGAAGGACUGAAGAGUCCACACUGUCGACUGAACAUACUGAGGCUGUGUGGGUGUAAUCUUACUGCUCAGUCCUGUGGAAGUUUAUCUUCAGCUUUACAGUCCUCAAACUCUGUCCUGAGAGAGCUGGACCUGAGUAACAAUGACCUGCGGGAUCAUGGAGUGAAACUUCUUUCUGAUGGACUGAAGAGUCCAAACUCUAAGCUGGAGUUAUUGAGAUUAUCCAUAUGUAAUCUCACUGCACAGUCUUGUGGGAGUUUGUCAUCAGUUUUACAAUCCUCAAACUCUGUCCUGAGUGAACUGGACCUGAGUAACAAUGACCUGCAGGAUUCUGGAGUGAAGCUUCUUUCUGAUGGACUGAAGAGUCCAAACUCUAAGCUGGAGAUAUUGAGAUUUUCCACAUGUAAUCUCACUGCACAGUCUUGUGGGAGUUUGUCAUCAGUUUUACAAUCCUCAAACUCUGUCCUGAGUGAACUGGACCUGAGUAACAAUGACCUGCAUGAUUCAGGAGUGAAGCUUCUCUCUGAUGGAAUGAAGAGUCCAAACUCUAAACUGGAGAUAUUGAGAUUUUCCACAUGUAAUCUCACUGCACAGUCUUGUGGGAGUUUGUCAUCAGUUUUACAAUCCUCAAACUCUGUCCUGAGAGAGCUGGACCUGAGUAACAAUGACCUGCAGGAUUCUGGAGUGAAACUUCUUUCUGAUGGACUGAAGAGUCCAAACUCUAAGCUGGAGAUAUUGAGAUUUUCCACAUGUAAUCUCACUGCACAGUCUUGUGGGAGUUGGUCAUCAGUUUUACAAUCCUCAAAAUCUGUCCUGAGUGAACUGGACCUGAGUAACAAUGACCUGCAGGAUUCUGGAGUGAAGCUUCUUUCUGAUGGACUGAAGAGUCCAAACUCUAAGCUGGAGAGACUGAGGUUGUCUGGCUGUAUGGUGACAGAGAAAGGCUGUCAUUAUGUGUCUUUAGCACUGAGUUCAAACUCCUCACACCUGAGAGAGCUGGAUCUGAGCUACAAUCACCCAGGAAAUUCAGGAGUCAAGCUGCUCUCUGAAAAACUGGAGGAUCCAAACGGCUCCCUGAACAAACUCAAUGUGGAUCAUAGAGGAGAAUCCAGGAUUACAGCAGGACUGAAGAAAUAUGCCUCUUUUCUCACACUGGAUCCAAACACAGCAAACACUGAACUCAUCCUGUCUGAGGAGAACAGAGAGGUGACAGGUGUGAGCGAGAAACAGUUGUAUCCUGAUCAUCCAGACAGAUUUGAUGUGUAUCCUCAGGUGUUGUGUAGAGAGAGUGUGUGUGGACGCUGUUACUGGGAGAUUGAGUGGAGUGGACGUGUGUAUAUAUCAGUGUCAUAUAAGAGCAUCAGCAGGCAGGGUUUUGAGUGUGUGUUUGGAUAUAAUGAUCAGUCCUGGAGUUUGAUCUGCUCUCCCUCCAGUUACUCAUUCAGACACAAUUACAUACAGACUGAUCUCCCUGUGCAGCCCAUCAGCAGAAGAACAGGAGUGUAUGGUAAUAUCAGUAGAGUAGGAGUGUAUGUGGAUCACGGCGCAGGAACUCUGUCCUUCUACAGCGUCUCUGACACACUGAGCCUCAUCCACACAGUCCAGACCACAUUCACUCAGCCGCUCUAUCCUGGGUUUAAUGUUGACUAUAAAUCAUCAGUGAAGCUCUGUUGAUGAAUCAGAUUAGACUGUGAAGAGAUUCUACCCAUAAUGCUUUGAGCUGCAUGAUGAAUCAGUAACAGUGAGAUGUUAUGAGUCUCUUCAUGACAUUAAUACUGAAGCUCAACUUCUGUCACUGAAAUAACGGUCAGAAUAAAUCUGUGUAUUAAAUCCUAAUAUAGACAUAUAGACACUACAUUUGUGGGGUUUUUUGUCAUGUCUCAUCAGUCAUUUGUUUUAUUACUGUCCAAAUGUAAAAAUGUCACAAACACGACUGAUGAAGAAUAAGUAAUUUCUCUCUGUUGUUUUUGUACAGAAAUAAUAAAACACAAUGGCA